Eimeria mitis is the source of this 1416-nucleotide messenger RNA. RefSeq lists its product as uncharacterized. The transcript is spliced from 4 exons. Bases 1 to 1416 code for a protein of 471 amino acids. Lineage: Eukaryota; Apicomplexa; Conoidasida; Eucoccidiorida; Eimeriidae. The record is from RefSeq and is a predicted model, not a curated record.
AUGCAAAGGGGAGGGGUGGGGGGUAGCCCUGCCAGUUCUCGCUCGCUGAGCGUGUCGUCAGACUCUGAUGCCGUGGAAGAGCCAGCUGUGUUGGAAGAAGCCCGCAAGGGAUCCUCCGCAGCUUGCGCAGCAAUAGGCUCAACGGGGCGGAGCAGAAUUAGCUGGGUCCUCUCAAAGAGUUCUCAAUCUUCAAGCUCAGCGGAUUCCGACCAUGACAGCCCACGUCCUCGCAGCGUCACCCUUUCUAGUACCUCUCAGGGGCUUCGAAGUACCGAUAGGGCCAAUGGAAGCAGGCGCACCUCUUCUAGUCGCCGGCCGAUUCGCGUGUCAUUCAUGGAUGAAUGCGCUUUAUCAACGAGCACAGGCGGGAUCGAGUCUCACGGAACUGCAGAAGUUGCUCUGAGUAAACAAUGUAGAGAAGGCUCUAAGCGGCCGAAUGCAUCUCAGUUCGACCUGAAGACAAAUAUUGCCUGCCGAGCCCAGGCUGUUGCCAAUGCCAACAGGAAUGUGGCGGCAAUGGCUGCCGAGAAGCAAGCAAUUGACGAGACACAAAACCCUGCACUUGAUGCCAUGGAACACGAGGUCAAUGGGUUACAUCGGCAAUUAAAUGAUGUUAAAGAGUCAUUGCACAGACGGUGCUUGAAUAUCCUGAACUCUCUGGUUGGGAAAAAGUGGACAAUCGACACUAGCGACACCUUGGUCAAACGGAUGUUGCGACCUUCGAAAUGGACGGAGAAGAGCCAGGUUCAACUAGAAGCUGAAGAAGGACAGAGGGAGUCACAGGACUGGUUCGGGCCAUCGGCAAAUGACGUUUUUGGAGAUUGCCUGUCUGAUGGCACGGAGUCAACCUGGGAAGAGGAUGAAGACUAUGAACAGAAAGCGUUGGGGUUCAGUUCAUGCGAAAUCCCCAGCAUAAUUCCUAACUCAAUAGCUAGUGGGCUACCACAGUUUCUUAGAAGAGAAAUCGGAAACCGUUGGCUGCCAACGUUGUUCGCGGAGGCAGACGUCCGCAUUUCAGAGUACUGGAAGCUUGAAAACAUGAGGAACAGGGAGAAAGCUGCCUGGGUCUACCAAGGAAUACAGACUGAGCCCAAGCCGUAUCCAUGGGAAGAAGUGCCCUUGGAAGGUAAGCCACUAUCCCCGCAAGAGAUCGCCCAACAGCGCAAAGAGGCAAGGUCACGGCGCCACCUCAGCCUAGAGGCAGAACGUUUGCUGAGAGGUAUCGGCCAGGGCAGUGGUUUCGAUGGCGACGCAAGCACGCCACAACAGCGUGGAGAUGACUGCACCAUCAUGAACCCCAAAACCGCUCAACUGGAAGGUCGUUCUCCAGCUGGCGACGAGACUUCGGCCCAGACUACAUCAUCUAGGUGUACAGUGAAUCCCCCGGGCACACGGGCUAUCAGGCGUGUACGCUAG